Molecule: messenger RNA, 3602 nt
Organism: Anopheles funestus (African malaria mosquito)
Lineage: Eukaryota; Metazoa; Arthropoda; Insecta; Diptera; Culicidae
Product: beta-1,4-glucuronyltransferase 1
Exons: 4
Coding region: 1185-2606 (473 amino acids)
Molecular function (GO): glucuronosyltransferase activity
Source: RefSeq, a predicted model, not a curated record
UUGUACGUUCUUUUUCAUAAGCAGUAAAAUAUUUCAAUAUACAAUCCAAUCAUUUAAUUAGUUUCAUAUAUAUUUUUUUACAUAUUACAAUUACAGUUUGAUAAUUUUGUAACAUUCUCUUCAGCACGAGGCCUUUUGAAAAUAAAUCUCGCAUAUUUACCACCGUUUCUCACCACGACAAGUGGUGAAAUCUGGUUUGUUUACAUCGUGAAAUCAUCUGUUACAAAAUAUUCUUGUACCGAAGCGCAUGCGCUUGCCGUGUAGGGAUAUUUUUGGGGAAAUUCAGGAUCCACAUUUGACAGUAGGAAAUAUCCACACCAUGGUGGUUGUUUUUCUUUUCUUCACCCCCCCCUUUCCAUAAAUGUGUUGUCAAAGAUUUGUCAAAAAACGUGGAAAGCAAAAUAAAGGCGUGCACGUUCAACGUGAAAGAAAAAUUGUGCAUUUUUCAAUCGAAGGCUUGUGAUUUUGUACAGUGAAAACGCAUCAUUAAAAUAUAUGUGGUGCGCAUUGUUGGAAGAUAUCAUUAUUUGUCUUUGAUAAGCUUGGAGAAUUCAAAAACGCAAGAUUGCGAAAAUAAAAGCCAACACAACAGUGUACCUCUCUGUGUCUAAGUUAUGGGAAAACUUGAAGUCCUUGGAUAAGUCCUUGAAAUCUAUUAAAAGUGACUAAAAACCAUCGGAUCACCAUCCCGGCGCGCUACAAUAGCUUCAAAACGUAGAUAGCCGUCCAACAGGCGUGAAGAAAACGUGAGUUUCGUCUGCUGCGGCGCGAGUGCAUCAUAAUUGCUCGAUCGAUAAAUUGAUUUUCCCUUAUCGUUGACGUAUUGCGGUGGCCGUGAUUAUAUGCGGCGGCAUCAGAAGAAGCUUCAAAAAUAAAUGAUUCCAUCAAGGAAAAGCAAUCUCGUGCUGCAACAUUAAUGCGACCGCAGACAGUAUGGCGCGUUCCAGUUGCUGCCGUACGGUACAAUACAUCGUGUGAGUUUAUUUGAGCGUUUACCGUCCAGUGAUUUGGUUUGUCGAACUCCAGUACAAUCGGCGGGUGUUAAUGUGCGGUAGCGUGAAGUUGUUGCAAGUUCGAAAUCACGUGCCGAUUGUGGAAGCUUUUUGUCACCCGACCGGUGAUAACAAGUGAUGAUCGUUUUCUUCCCUGCUGUACAACUAGUAGUAGAACACCAAUCAUAAUCAAUGUUUCAGACAUGCCGCCUCUGGAAUCUCAGUAUUGCAAGCGUGCUAGCGUUAACACUGUCCAAUGUGUUCCUUACGGUGCGGUUGCUGCACAGCGGAGACUGCAACCAGUACAGCAGCAGUGUGGACGACGGCGUCUCAAUGGUACCGCGCGCCCCAAUUCUGACGCCUGCCACCUGCUUGGAGUACGUGCUGGCCGAAAGUCUCGCCAACAGUACGGAUAAAGCCGUCUUCUCCGGGCUGGAUCUUCGGCUGGGACGCUGGGAUACACGCCGUCUGUACAAGGUCUUUGACUUUGCUGUGGUAGGCGAACGAUUUCCGGAGCUCUCCGACACUUACAGCGUGUGUCUAGCGACGCAGAGCUCGCUGGAGAAGAUCUACUCGCUCGUCCAGGUGUCUCACCAUUGGUCCGGACCUAUCUCGACCGCGAUCUUCGCAGCCGGCAAUGAUGAGCUGUAUCUGUUGCAGAUUUAUCUCUCCUAUUUACGGGCCUGCUUUCGACCGAUCCGGGAGCGGGUUAGUUUUCAUCUGGUGCUGCCAAAGGAGCGUGCUCCAACGCAUCUGAAGAGUGUACACGUAAGCGAUUUCACCAAGUUCGAUUGUGCCAAACCGGAAGCGACACUGAACGAUUUGCUCAAGCUGCGCAAACCGGACACGAGCAAGUGGCGUAUCAAGAAUCCGUACCCCCAGAACCAUCUGCGCAACGUCGCCCGAAAGGGUUGCCAGUGCAGUCACGUGUUUCUAACCGACGUUGAUAUUGUGCCGAGCGUUAACUUUGCCGAGCAGCUGGACAAGUUUCUGCGAAAGCAGAAACCACACCAUCUGACGGCGUUCGUUGUGCCGACGUACGAGCUGGACGAGCGGGUACGGUUCCCGCGCAACAAGACUGACCUCAUACGGCUGGCGAACAAAGGCCUGGCGCGACCGUUCCAUCACAAGGUGUUUAUCUACAACCAAUUUGCGACAAAUUUUUCUCGGUGGCAGGCAGACGUUACCGAAAGCGACGAAACGAAGGUGUCGCACAAUGUGACGAACUUUGAGUUUCUUUAUGAACCGUUUUAUGUUGCACCCGACACGGUACCGCCGCAUGAUGAGCGUUUCCUUGGUUAUGGUUACACGCGCAAUACGCAGGUGUACGAAAUGUUUGUGGCAGGCUAUCAGUUCCAGGUGCUGACGCCCUUGUUCACCGUGCACUGGGGCCUACAGAACAAGAAGAGCCGGCCAGCGUGGCGCGAACGUCAGAACAACGUCAAUCGCAAAUACUUCGAGGUGUUCAAGCGCGAAGUGUUUGCACGCUACCACAAGGAUCCGCUGCGAAUGCUGCUGCCGAAGAAGUCCGCGAAACAGCAGCACGGUCCGGGUGCGGUCGGUCCGGGGUUGGUCGGUGUCGGUGCUGCGGUCGGUGUCGGGGAGAAGCAUUAGUAAAGCAAUAGUAGUAGAUCGAGACAAAUAAACGAGAAGGUUGAGUUAUGGAUAAACACGUUCAUAUCGGUUGCAUUGACGAACGAGUACAAGCAAAGAAACAUGUAAAUUAAUGCAAAAAGAAAAGGAAAACAAAACCAAUCACAAAUGAAGACAUCACCCGACAUACCCGGUACAAAUGAUAGGUCCACCCGUUUUGGCAGUAGAGCAUGUUGAUAGCUUUUCACCACUCGACUGCUAGCGUACUCGUUCGCAAGAAUGUGUGUCUCACCCAACGAAUGCAAGCAAAACUUUAUUCCGUACGUGUAGACGAGAGUUUUAAGGCGACUACUUCAACUGUUCUCAUCGCUCUCCACGUCCAAUGUUAUGUCUAUAGUGCCACCCAGCAAAAGCAAACAAAGCAAAGUUACGAGCCGCGUUCGUUUGUUCGAGAAGCUAUACACAAACCGGCACGCAGUAAUUACUAUCCAACAUAAUAAUACUAUGUAAUUUUUUUCGUUUAUGUUCAUUCGUUCCAGACCGAUAAUAGCAAAAGUAUUGGAAAGAAAAAGAACACAAAAAAAAAUCAAGCUUAAGCACAGUGAACAAUGAUACCGUGGGUGUUGCCAUGCUUCGAACCGUCGUCAGUGUUGAGCUGUAUUUCACGUGCAAAUGGUGCAAUUUUAGGUGUUUGGUUAUGAGUCACCUCGUUUAAAAAAAACACAUUAGGAACUAUAUAUAUAUAUAUAUAUCCUCGUACAAAGAAUGCUACCACCAAGAGGUGUAACCGUCGGCUACAGGCAGCAUGGGAGCACCAGCAUGUUUAGAUAAAUUUGUAUUCCAAACCAUGAUCUCACGCGUUGGAGAAAAUCGAAGUCUUAUGCUUUGUGCUAAAAUGAACCUAAUCCCUAGCAGACUUAUUUGUUGAUGUUCGUCCGUUUGUAAAUAGCUAUUUUGUAAGCCGUAGGAAGUGAUGAAAGUAAAUGCCAUAAAUAAAUGUGACGAUUUUUGAAUUUU